UGUCCAUUGAAUUCUCGACAAGACAUCAUUCUGCUAGGAUUAUGUUGCUCCUCUUAAUCAGUUCUUAAUCUUCAUGAAUUUUCAGUUUAUUUGAGUCUCAAUUUAAAUAGGAAGGGCCAUAAACUAGUUGAUCUAGCUUUUAUAGAUAAAUAUAUUCCUUAGACCAAAAGAAAAUACAGUUAUGGGAACAACAUUAUUCUGAUUAAUUCUGGUUAUUCCGUUUUACCCUUUUCAGAACACUCACUCAUGAGCUUUUUGUCCUUUCUUAUCUCAAAAGCCAUUAAAAAAUUGGCAACAUGAACAUGAUAUAGUAUACUUUAACAGAACUUCCACUAUGACUUAUUAAUAAAUAUAUAGUAACUUGCACUUUUGAUUCUGCAUGCACUCCAAAAGCUAAAUUUAGUUAAAAUUGUUGCAACUUGCAACUUGUUUGUGUUGUAGUGCUUAUAGUACCUUCUUAAGUUUUCAAGUUUUAUGGAGAAUAGAGACUAGGUAGUUUUGGCUUCAAUAUUUGUUUGUUGAGAAUGAAGCAUUCUUAUAUUUUACCAGUAGCAUUCUGUGUAGUUUUUCUUACUUUAUCCCUUUUAGUUCAAGCUAGACACCAUCAUUCACAUAAAAAACAUAAGCAUUCACAUUCACAUUCACAUAAAUCAUAUGAAACUUCACCACCACAGCCACCUCCUCUUCAUGAUGAUUACUACAAUAAUAAUGCCUCUGGCAUUUUUGAUGUAAGAUCAUUUGGUGCAAUUGGAGAUGGAAUAGAAGAUGAUACAGAAUCAUUUAAGAUGGCAUGGGACACUGCAUGCCAAAAUGGAUCAGAUGUUAAUGUUAUCCUUGUUCCUCAAGGUUUCUCCUUCGUCAUUCAGUCGACUAUCUUCACUGGUCCUUGUCAAGGUGACUUAAUAUUCAAGGUGGAUGGCACUGUUUUGGCACCUGAUGGACCUGAAUCUUGGCCAAAGAACAACAGUAGGCGACAGUGGCUGGUUUUUUACAGAAUGAAGGGAAUGUCACUAGAAGGAAGUGGUUCAAUUGAUGGAAGAGGACAAAAAUGGUGGGACCUACCUUGUAAGCCUCACAAGGGAUCAAAUGGGACAGCAUUAGGGACUUGUGAUAGUCCAAUUGCCAUAAGGUUUUUUAUGAGUUCUAACUUGACUGUGAAAGGACUUAAGGUGAAGAACAGCCCUCAGUUCAAUUUCAGAUUUGAUGCCUGCAAUAAUGUCCAUAUAGAAUCAAUUUAUAUCACAGCUCCAAAAAUAAGCCCCAACACCGAUGGGAUUCACUUAGAAUAUGCCAAUGAUGUGAAAAUAUAUAAUUCUGUGAUUUCCAAUGGUGAUGACUGUGUGUCCAUUGGAACCGGGAGCUAUGAUGUUGAUAUAAAGAACAUUACUUGUGGACCUAGUCAUGGAAUUAGCAUAGGUAGUCUAGGAAAUCACAACACGAAAGCAUGUGUAUCAAACAUUACAGUGAGAGACUCGAUCAUAAAAAUGUCAGAUAAUGGAAUCAGAAUCAAGACAUGGCAAGGAGGAUCAGGGUCAGUUUCAGGAGUAACAUUCAAUAAUAUUCACAUGAUUAGUGUAAGAAAUCCAAUCAUAAUUGACCAAUACUAUUGCCUAACCAAAGAUUGUACCAACAAAACCUCAGCAGUAUCUGUAUCAAACAUUCUUUACACAAACAUCAAAGGAACUUAUGAUAUAAAAAGCCCUCCUAUGCAUUUUGCUUGUAGUGACUCUGUCCCUUGCACUAACAUAACACUCUCAGAAAUUGAGCUUCUUCCUUCUCAAGGAGAUAUUGUCCAUGAUCCUUUUUGUUGGAAUGCUUAUGGAGAUUUAGAGACAUUAACUAUUCCACCAGUUUCUUGUUUGCUAGAAGGCAUUCCUCAGUCUUUGUUAGACUAUGAUAUAGGUCAUUGCUGACCCAAAUAGGUUCUUUAUAAAUUUAAGCAAAAGUGUGUCCAUGUAUAUAUAUGAUUGUUAGGUAUUGUUAAGGAAUAUAGCAUUUGAUUUUGAAUCUUCUGUUGUGAUUGAUUAGGAGUUGUGUUUUUUAUGCUCCUCCUGAAUGUAAACUGUGUUGCGUGAAUGCCAAGGUUUAAAAAUGCA
Molecule: messenger RNA, 2096 nt
Organism: Medicago truncatula (barrel medic)
Lineage: Eukaryota; Viridiplantae; Streptophyta; Magnoliopsida; Fabales; Fabaceae
Product: polygalacturonase At1g48100
Exons: 6
Coding region: 525-1913 (462 amino acids)
Biological process (GO): carbohydrate metabolic process
Molecular function (GO): polygalacturonase activity
Source: RefSeq, a predicted model, not a curated record